This is a messenger RNA of Gordionus sp. m RMFG-2023, 2410 nucleotides long. RefSeq lists its product as uncharacterized. Bases 32 to 2332 code for a protein of 766 amino acids. The transcript is spliced from 9 exons. Gene Ontology annotation, cellular component: extracellular region. Lineage: Eukaryota; Metazoa; Nematomorpha; Gordioida; Chordodea; Parachordodidae. Gene Ontology annotation, molecular function: chitin binding; hydrolase activity, acting on carbon-nitrogen (but not peptide) bonds; protein binding. Gene Ontology annotation, biological process: carbohydrate metabolic process. The record is from RefSeq and is a predicted model, not a curated record.
UAAAAAAAAUAAUUAUACUAUUAUAAAAAAAAUGAUUCAUAUUUAUUUCGCUAUUCUCUUAAACACCUGGUUUUUAUUGGUACCAACACAUAAAGCGCUCCGCACAUUAAAAGCAACAACUUACUUUAAAUGCCUCCAGGAUAAAAGAUACACCGUUUUGCAAAAUUGUCACAAAUACGGUUAUUGUUUAAACGAUACCAUUUUACUUCUGAACUGUCCCCAAAAUCGUAUAUUUAACAAGGAAACACAAACAUGCAUGCAACCUUCAGAUAAUGCGCCCGAUGCUUGUGUUCCGAAGGGUCAAAAUAUUUGUUACGAAGACUCUGUAUUAUGCCAUGACAAACUAUCUUGUGUAGCACCUGAGGACAUUUGCAAUGGAGUCUUGGAUUGUUACGAUGGUUCCGAUGAAAAAUUGGACUGUAAAUCCUUAGAAGGGAAAUUUAGUCAACUCAUAGCUAACGAGGAUUGCCAGGGGGAUGAAUAUAAAUGUGCCACUGAAGGAUGUAUACCAAUAAGCGGUAGAUGUAAUGGAUUAGUCGAUUGUUCUGAUUGGUCGGACGAAUUUGAUUGCGAUAUUAAACUCGUUGCUAUAGGGCAAGAAUUUGUACUCCCAAAUGUAACAAGUUCAUCUUCUUCUCUAACAAAGUCCACCACCACAAUUAUAUCGAGAGAGCUCAAUACACAGGAGUCUUAUAUCAGAAAUUUUAAUAUAAAUAACACAAGGAAGGAUAAUAAUUGUAACGAUAAAUACUGGAGUUGUGAUUCAUUUUCCGAAUGUAUUCCAAUUCAUUCUCUCUGUAAUGGUAUAGCCAAUUGCAAGGAUGGUUCAGACGAAAUCCACUGCGAUGGAAAUACCCGAGAUUCUUGCGAAUCAGAAGAAUGUCGAUAUCCACAUUGCCGCUGUGCUUCUUCUGAUUUACCUCCGAAUGUUAAGAUAGAGAAUAUGCCUCAAAUUAUAAUGAUAACCUUUGAUGACGGAGUUAGGGCUCACGAUUUUAAGAACAUUUACAACAAAAUAUUUAAUAAUGCCCGGAAAAAUCCAAAUGGAUGUCCAAUCAGAGCUACUUUUUUUGUGUCUAACGACUAUACGGAUUAUUCUAGAUUGAAUCAACUUUACAGAAUGGGUCAUGAAAUAGCCUCCCACUCUAUUAGCCAUAAAUUACCGGAGUCUUAUUGGAAUACAGCCUCAUAUGAUGAAUGGAGGAGCGAAAUAGCUGGGCAAAAGGAAUUUAUUCACAGAUUGGCAAAUAUCCCCAAAAAUGACAUGAAAGGAAUGAGAGCACCUUAUCUUCGAAUGGGUGGUAACACAAUGUUUAGCAUGCUAGUGAAGGAAAACUUUAUAUAUGAUUCUUCAUGGGUAGUUCAAGAUAUCAACCCUCCUUUGUUCCCUUUCACGUUAGACUUUCCCAAAGAUCUAAAUUGCCUCAUAGAAAAAUGCCCCAAUAAAUCUUUCCCAGGUGUCUGGGAAGUUCCUUUACUUUAUUUUCAAGCCUUAAAUAGAGACGAACUUGGAGGCGAGGAAAAAAAUAAUGGGGUAUUGAAAAUGAUUAAAAGCGGUAAGAAGAUUCUUAAAAAGAAAAAAAGAUCUUCUGUCGACUAUUCAAUAUUUGAUAUAUUAUCAAACGACGAUGAAUCCCAAUCUACUAUAGAUUAUGAAGGAUCUGAGAAAACUUUAAGCAAGGAUAAAAAUAGUGAACCUUACUUGUUAAAUGAUUACGAUUUUCAUUACAUAAAUGAGAAUUCAGAUAAAAGUAAUAAAGGAAACCAAGGUAGCUUGAUAAAUAUGGAGGAAAGAAAUACUGAGCUGGAUAAUUUCCAUUUCUCGUCCUAUCAAAAUAAAUAUAUUAAUGAGUUAAAUACCUCAAAGAAUUUUAGAUCUUGCGCCAUGGUAGAUGCUUGUCCACAGCCCAAAACAGCCAGGGGUGUUUUUGAUGACAUGAAAUUCAACUUCGAGAGGCAUUACUAUUCGAAUAAAGCCCCGCUGCCUUUAUUUUUUCAUUCUACUUACUUCCAAGCCAAACAUGCUGUCACAGGAUUUAUAAAGUUUUUAGAUUUUGCCCUCAAUCACAAGGAAAAAGAUGUUUGGGUAGUGCCUAUAUCAAAUACACUGGAAUGGAUGAAGUCAGGUGGUGUUCCCCUAACAAAGCUUAGCGACUUUGAACCCUUCAAAUGCGACAAUAUAAAGUAUCGUAUGGAUUAUAACACUUGUCCUAAGCCCAGGAAAUGCAAGUAUCAGAUCAAGAAACCAACAUGGACAGAAGAGAGAUACGUGGUUGUAUGCUCGAAAAGAUGUCCUAGAUUGUACCCAUCGAUAAACACGGCACCAUUCUGAUUAAAUGAGAGAUUUUAUCUUUAUAUAUUGGUUACACGCAUUAAGCGUGUAUCUGUUUGAAAAUUUUAUACUAUACAC